UAUAGUGAUGUAGUGUUCGAAUCUCUUAUAAUAUUUGUCGAUUCUCUCUAUAUUUAUAAGUUGCUUGGUACACGCCGCUCCAUUCAGUUUAACACAUCGCAGCCGCGAAAGAGACUUCACAAGUAGCAGCUUUGGAUAGUGCGGAUGUUUACGUAAAUACGUACAAAAUAAAACAGUUUAGUUUCAUUAAAACUUAUAAUGGGUAGGGUUAGGUGUCCCGUAUUCAACUGUUUCCGGGCGACGUUUUACCCCAACAAGGACGUGGAGCUACAGUCAUUACCAAAACCCAAAGAAGCAGAGGAAGUAGUGGAUGGCUUGCCAUAUAUAGAUGCGGAAAAAGAACCCGAUAUUCUCAUAAUACGAGGCAUCGACCCUUGUUUACCACUAAACGGUACAAACCAUAACACAUUUAAAUAUGAACUGAUGAGUAAGGAACAAGAUCCUCAGCUUGUCGUGAGAAGAGGACAGCCGUUUACAUUAGAUAUUACACUGAGCAGGCCGUACAAUGAAGACAAAGAUGCAGUUUCGUUUAUUUUCACUGUUGAAGACGAGGAAAAGCCAAGCUAUGGUCAAGGCACCCUAGUCGCUGUUCCAUUAUUAAACAAAAUAGAUCGCAACCAGCCAUGGAACGUGAUUAUUGAGUCUACCAAUGAAAAUCAAAUGAAAGUUCAAGUUACAUCAUCACCCGAAUGCAUCGUAAGUAAAUGGCGAAUGGAAAUUGACACUAAACUCCUGGAGGAUGGAGCGUACAGUUACAGUUGGGAUACGGGAAUUUACAUUAUAUUCAAUCCGUGGAAUAAAAACGACCAGGUUUACAUGAAGUCCGACGCGUGGAAAGAAGAAGCUGUGAUGAACGACACUGGUUUAAUAUGGAGAGGGACAGCAAACAGAUUGAGACCCACCGUUUGGAAAUACGCCCAGUUUGAAAAAGAUGUUUUAGACUGUGCCUUGUAUGUUGUAAAAGAAGUUGGCAAGGUGUCAGUUUCUUCCAGAGCGGAUCCUGUAGAAACAGUGCGAGCUAUCGCGGCUGCAGUGAAUUCUGCUGAUGACAAUGGAAUUGUUAUGGGCGAUUGGUCGACCGAAUUUAAGGAUGGGACACAUCCGACAAAGUGGGUUGGUAGUAUGGAAAUUUUGCAAAAAUUUUACAAAAAAAAGAAACCUGUUAAAUAUGGACAGUACUGGGUAUUUUCUGGAGUUUUGACAACUGUUUGCAGAACACUUGGGAUUCCGUGUAGACCAGUAACAAAUUAUUCUUCUGCCCACGAUACACAAAGCUCAUUGACAGUUGAUUACUUUGUUAACGAUAAAGGAAAAAUUAUGGAAGAACUCAACUCUGAUUCGGUUUGGAAUUUCCAUGUAUGGGACGAAGUUUGGAUGGAUAGACCAGAUUUGGGUAGAGGUUACGGAGGUUGGCAAGCAGUUGAUGCCACACCACAGGUUUUGAGUGAUGGAAUGUUUAAAGUUGGACCGUCUUCAGUCACAGCUGUAAAACAUGGCGAAAUCAAGAGGCCCUAUGACACUGACUUUUUGUACGCUGAAGUUAAUGCCGAUAAGGUGUAUUGGAGAUAUUACGGACCUACAAAACCAUUAAAAUUAGUCGCGAAAGAUAUUUACGGAAUUGGAAAACUAAUGAGCACAAAAGCACCAGGAAUAAUGGACAGGGAAGAUAUCACGUCGAAUUACAAAUACCCCGAGAAGUCGGUAGAAGAACGCAGUUUUAUGCUGAAAGCGUUAAGGCAGUCACAAAACCAGUUCGCUAGAUACUACCUUAAUGAAGAUUUCAACGACGUUUACUUCAAUUUCGAAUUGAAAGAUGAUAUCGUCAUUGGAAAAGAUUUCGACGUGGUGUUAGCAAUCAAGAACAGAAAUCCAGCCAAAGCUUACAGAAUCAACGUUAAUAUUCGAGUAGAAACCGUGACGUACACCGGAAGAAGCGGAGAUCCUGUAAAGAAAGAAAAUUUUGACAUCACUGUUAAACCACAAUCGACUCACGAAAUAAAACUUAACGUUACGUUCGACGACUACAUGAAAAAAUUAGUAGACCAGGGAUCGUUUAGUGUAUCUUGCUUGGCUGCUGUUGAGGAACCUAAGUACGAAUAUUACGCGCAAGAUGAUUUUAGAGUCCGAAUGCCCGAUAUCAAAAUAGCAUUACAAGGAGUUGCCAGAGCCGGCCAAGAAGUUGCGGCUGAAAUUUACUUGGUAAAUCCUUUACCGUUGCCAUUAAGAAAAUGUCAAUUUUUAGUGGAAGCUCCAGGGCUGGAGAAGAAGUUGACUCUGAAAGUGAAGAAAAACAUACCACCGAAUGAACGUGCUAUUGCACAGUUCACAUUUAAGCCACAAAGAGCUGGACGAGAAACUAUUGCUGCCAAAUUCGUCUCCAGAGAACUGAUUGACGUGGAUGGAUUUUUGGAAUUUGAGGUUCAAGAAAGCAAAGAAGAAAACGGAAAUGCAGUAUAGUAUAUCGUAUUAUUAUUUUGAAAGUAUUAAUAUCUACUUAUAAUGAUACAAUCGUAAUCUGCUGUAUUACUUAUCCAAAGAGCUAUAAAAGUUACAACAUUGAUGAAAUAGAAGAAGCAAGUCGAGAUAUAUAGGCAAUAAAAUCAUGAAAAUUAUAUUAAUGUUUGAUAAUUUUUACUACUGUAUACUUCGUUUACUUUCUCUAGCGAUGUGCCCCUUCCAA
This is a messenger RNA of Agrilus planipennis (emerald ash borer), 2680 nucleotides long. Its product is annotated as annulin. The record is from RefSeq and is a predicted model, not a curated record. Gene Ontology annotation, molecular function: protein-glutamine gamma-glutamyltransferase activity. The coding region runs from base 199 to 2457 and encodes 752 amino acids. The transcript has 5 exons. Gene Ontology annotation, biological process: peptide cross-linking. NCBI's taxonomy places the organism in Eukaryota, Metazoa, Arthropoda, Insecta, Coleoptera, Buprestidae.